This is a messenger RNA of Yarrowia lipolytica CLIB122, 630 nucleotides long. RefSeq lists its product as uncharacterized. Gene Ontology annotation, biological process: late endosome to vacuole transport via multivesicular body sorting pathway; vesicle budding from membrane. The record is from RefSeq and is a predicted model, not a curated record. NCBI's taxonomy places the organism in Eukaryota, Fungi, Ascomycota, Dipodascomycetes, Dipodascales. Gene Ontology annotation, cellular component: multivesicular body.
AUGAACAGACUAUUUGGAGGCGGCAGCAAGGCACCCAAGCCCACUCUCAACGACGCCGUGGACUCGAUCGACGGCCGGAUGGCGUCGCUGGACGUGUCUCUGUCCAAGCUCAACUCGGAGCUGUCGGCCUACCAACAGAAAAUGUCCAAAAUGCGAGACGGCCCCGGAAAGAACGCCAUGAAGCAAAAGGCGCUCAAGGUGCUCAAACAGCGCAAGCAGAUCGAGGCGCAGAAGGACCAGUUGCAGUCACAAAGCUGGAACAUGCAGCAGGCGCAGAUGACGACCGAGAACCUCAAGAACGUCAUGGUUACCGUGGAUGUCAUGAAACAGACCAACAAGGAUCUAAAGAAGCAGUACGGCAAGAUCAACAUUGACAAGAUUGAAGAUCUGCAGGAUGAAAUGGCGGACUUGUUGGACAUUUCUUCCGAGAUCCAGGAGACCAUGUCCAGGAAUUAUAAUGUUCCGGAUGACGUGUCUGAGAGUGAGCUGGACGCGGAGCUGGAGGCUCUGGGCGAGGAGCUCGAGUUUGAGGCCAACGAGGGCGAGUCUGUGCCUAGUUAUUUAGAGGAACAGGUACCUCAGUUUGUGGAUGAGCCUGUGGAGGAGAGUCAUAAGGUAGCGGCUAGCUGA